CAGCGUCGUAAUCCGCCAUAAGAACACGAAGAAGAAAGACUUUUACUUUGAAAAGCGGACCCCGGAAGUCGCCUGACGGUCUUGGCUGCAGCUCGACGGCAACAGGUGGAGAAGAAGAUGUCGGCUCCGGUCGCGGUGUCACUAACCGGCCGCUUGUCGCCUCUUCGUCCGGUUGGGUUCACGCCGCUGCUGCGGAGGAGUCGCCCGGUGAGAAGCUCCGGUCGGUGGAUGUCACAGACAGGAGACAACCUGCGACCACUAGAGGGCGUCAGAGUGUUGGACCUGAGCAGAGUUCUAGCUGGUCCCUUCGCCACCAUGAUCCUGGGAGACCUGGGGGCCGAGGUGAUCAAAGUGGAGCGACCAGGCGCAGGAGACGACACCAGAGUGUGGGGUCCUCCCUUCGUCGCCUCAGAGAGCGUCUAUUUCCUCAGCGUCAACAGAAACAAGAAAAGCGUCGCCGUCGACCUGAAACAUCCCAGAGGAGCCGCGCUCAUCGAGGAGCUCACAGCGGUGUGUGACGUGCUGAUAGAGAACUUCCUGCCUGGGAAGCUGCACUCGAUGGGUUUGGGGUUCGAGCAGCUGAGCAGAGUGAACCCUCGUCUCGUCUACUGCUCCGUGUCAGGUUAUGGACAGACGGGUCCUCAGUCUCAGAGUCCUGGCUACGACUCCAUCGCCUCAGCUGUGUCAGGGAUGAUGUACAUCACCGGGCCAGAGGGCGGCGAGCCGGUGCGUCCAGGCGUCGCCAUGACGGACCUGGCGACGGGGCUCUACGCCCAUGGAGCCAUCAUGGCCGCCCUGCUGCAGCGACACAGGACGGGGAGAGGAGUUCACAUCGACUGCAACCUGCUGUCGUCACAGGUUGCCUGUCUCAGUCACAUCGCUGCUAACUACCUGAACGCCGGGAAAGAGGCGCGGCGCUGGGGCACGGCCCACGAGAGCAUCGUGCCGUACCAGGGCUUCAAAACCAAAGAUGGUCACAUUGUCAUCGCCGCAGGCAACGACAAGCAGUUUGUCAAAGUCUGUCAGGUUCUGGAUCUGAUGGAGCUCACAGAGGAUCAGAGAUACAGAACCAACAGGCUGAGAGUCGAACACCGUCAACAACUGCUGCUCACGCUGUCACACAGGCUCCUGCAGGAGAAGACAGCUGAUUGGCUGAGUUGGUUUGAGGGAUCAGGUGUUCCUGUUGGACCAAUCAACAGCAUCCAGGAAGUCUUCUCUGACCCUCAGGAAGGAAGCCGCUGUAAAACUUUUGACCUGAACCAACAAACGGAGCCCAAAAGAAAAAUUUGCAGUUUUAUGGUGCAGCUCCGGUGAUUCGACGAUGCCAGUGAUCGAAUCUCACAAAUGUCCACAAACCUCAAGAACAGGUGGAAUUCAUCCGCUUUGAUUUAUGGCGAGCUGGAGCACUUACAGCGGCGAACCUGACAGACGAGAGGAAGAUGUUUAGACGGACGUGAGAGUGUCUGAAAUAAAACCUCCUCCAUGUUGCCCCCCCCCCUCUCUCUCUGCCCACAGCCGUGCCACCAUUUUGAUGUUGUUUGACAUUUGUCACUGUUUUGUCUCUCGUGUUCACGUCCUGAAGUUCCCACAGUCGUCGUUGCUUUUUUCUCUCUCUCUCUCUCUCUCUCUCUCUCUCUCUCUCUCUCUCUCUCUCUCUCCCAGAAGUUUUCAGCAAUAAACCAACCUCAUGUUUUUAUGACUACAAACCUUCGGUCCAUGUAUCUGUCAUGCCGUCUGGGCAGCGGCCAGGUCCCGGAGAAAAUAUCCAGCUGAAUAUGGCUUUAAUAUCCUGACUACUGGAGGUGCGCUUGAUUUAUCCCAGCUGAAACCUAAACAGCCUCUGAAGUGAAUACCUAACAUGUAAGAUCAAAUAAAUCAGCCCCUCCAGGGGGCUCGAACCACCCACCUCUGGCAGGCGCGGUGCCUUGCUCUGUGCUCAGGCUGAAAGGGAAUCAAAUAAUUUAACCUACAAACCUGUCGGGUGCUCUCCGCUCCGAGGUGCACAGGGACGCUGGGACUUGAACUCUUCACCCUGGCAUCAUUACUGCCUUGCUUCAUCCAUUUGCUUUAACAGAACAAAUGAAGCUCUACCUUUUCAAUGUUUGUACUUUACUAGCUUUUAAUGACGGGUCUCAAGGAAUUGAACCCCCGACCUUUGCAGUGCUCAACACUUACGCCGCCUUGCUCAAGGGUGUUUAACCUGAAACCGAUCCAUCAGUGCCGACAGUGUUGGAACUAAAAACUCUUACCAUGGCAGUGUUGGUGCUGUUUUCUUGGGAAUUCAACCUGUGACCCUGUUGAUGUUAGUGCCUUGCUCUUAGUUGUACUCCUAACCCCUGCAGCACUAGUUAAUAGCACAAAACCCAAAUCUUCACCUGAUGUUCUCUGGGGAAGUCAACCUGUAACCCUGGUGGUGUAGGGUUUUUUUCUCUCUAUGGAUUUGAACCCCUAACCCUGGGAAUUCCAUUGCAUUGCUUUGCACACUUAGCGACAACCUAAUUUUUUUCCCCCCUCGUUCCGUUACUCAGUCUCCAGUCGAUUUGUCGUCCUUCGAGACCUUUAUAUCUUUUGUUUGGACACAAGUUCCACAAAUUACCUUUAUUGCCGUCUGGACAUUGUCAAAUAAAGCUGAAAUGCCAUAAAACUGAUGCUGUAGAAGACGUCACCGUUCCAGCGAACUCCCACUCCCGGGUCACGAGGACCGCACGUUGUUUUUUUCUGGAAAAAACGAAGAGAGCCUCCAGCCACAUUCCUGGGAAACACUCCCUCCACGCGGACUGGACUGAAGGUCAGAUGGAAGGACUGGAGGUGUGGGGACGGACAAAAGGCUUCCUCUGAGGUCACCGGGAUCAAACCCUCGUCCAGACUCGUCCACAUGUGGCCCAUUCACGUAGACACUGGAAGAUGAAAUGUAGCCACUCACCGUCAGAUUUUGUCCAUGUUUAUUAUGUGUGAUUUGAUUUCUGACUUUGUGAAAGAUGCAUCGCAUCAGGAAGA
Molecule: messenger RNA, 2997 nt
Organism: Scophthalmus maximus (turbot)
Lineage: Eukaryota; Metazoa; Chordata; Actinopteri; Pleuronectiformes; Scophthalmidae
Gene: sugct
Product: succinyl-CoA:glutarate-CoA transferase
Exons: 13
Coding region: 118-1314 (398 amino acids)
Molecular function (GO): catalytic activity
Source: RefSeq, a predicted model, not a curated record